This is a messenger RNA of Trichechus manatus latirostris (Florida manatee), 977 nucleotides long. Its product is annotated as olfactory receptor 11G2-like. Gene Ontology annotation, molecular function: olfactory receptor activity; G protein-coupled receptor activity. Gene Ontology annotation, biological process: G protein-coupled receptor signaling pathway. The coding region runs from base 16 to 945 and encodes 309 amino acids. NCBI's taxonomy places the organism in Eukaryota, Metazoa, Chordata, Mammalia, Sirenia, Trichechidae. Gene Ontology annotation, cellular component: membrane. The transcript has a single exon. The record is from RefSeq and is a predicted model, not a curated record.
UCAGCUAACUCACAAAUGAAAAUCUUUAACACCCCCAACAACUCCAACACCAUCACUGGCUUCAUCCUCUUGGGCUUCCCUUGUACCAGGGAGGGUCAGAUCCUCUUCUUUGUGCUCUUCUCUAUUGUCUACCUCCUAACCCUCAUGGGGAAUGGUUCUAUCAUCUGUGCUGUGUGCUGGGAUCAGAGACUCCACACCCUCAUGUACAUCCUACCAGCCAACUUCUCCUUCCUGGAGAUCUGGUAUGUCACCGCCACUGUCCCCAACAUGUUGGCCGAUUUCCUCUCUGAGACCAAAGUCAUCUCCUUCUCUGGGUGCUUUCUCCAAUUCUACUUUUUCUUCUCCCUUGGUUCUACAGAAUGCUUUUUCUUGGCAGUUAUGGCAUUUGAUCGAUACUUUGCCAUCUGCCAGCCAUUGCAUUACCCCACUGUUAUGACUGGACGUCUCUGCACCAGUGUUGUGGUCAGCUGCUGGGUACUUGGUUUCCUCUGGUUCCUGAUUCCUAUUAUCAUCAUCUCCCAGAUGUCCUUCUGUGGAUCUGGGAUCAUUGACCACUUCUUGUGUGACCCAGGUCCUCUAUUAGCCCUCACUUGUACCAGAGCCCCUGCAAUAGAGUUGACUAGCUCUACCUUAAGUUCUCUACUUUUAUUUAUUCCCUUUCUCUUCAUUAUGGGAUCCUACAUGCUGGUCCUGAGAGCUGUGUUGAGAGUCCCUUCAGCAGCUGGACAAAAAAAAGCCUUCUCCACCUGUGGAUCUCAUCUGGUUGUGGUUUCACUUUUCUAUGGCUCAGUGAUGGUCAUGUAUGUGAGCCCAACAUCUGAGCCUGAAGCUGGAAUGCAGAAGAUUGUGACCCUGUUUUACUCUGUUGUGACUCCACUCAUUAACCCUGUGAUAUACCGUCUGAGGAACAAAGAUGUGAAACAUGCAAUGAAGAAAUUACUGUGAAAAAAAAAUGAGAGUCUUAGUUAAAAGGAUAU